AUGUCAGCCCAUCACCGGUGUAAUCAGUGUCUUUCCCCUGGCUGUUCGUCAUUCUUCCCCCAGCCUGCAGAUCCAUCUAGAUGCUAUUGCGGUCAUUCUUCAACAUCUCAUGACCAAAGUCCGCCCCCAGCAGAACCUAUGCGCCGUCCUUCAUUCCCACCCAGAGGAGGGAUAGGUCCAUGCUCUGAAUUUCGAAGUGUUGGUAACAUCCAGAUUGAAGACUAUUUUCAACUAUGUACAUGUGGUCAGCGUUACAGCGAGCAUGCGCAAAUAGGAUCUGUGGCACCCCCCCAAUCCAGCACACUGGUUCGGCCACCACCCAGUUCACUUGCUAUCCAAAAUCAGCCAUAUCGUGUUCCUUCCACCAUUUUGCCGCCCAACAGUUCCACUCUACCGUCUACAAACCAUAAUUUCUUUUCUGAUCUCCCAGCACACUCGAUUCCACUGUACCAGUCUCCUGCGAUUUCUGGACCUUCGUUGGUCACUGGAUACACACCUGCCCAUCAAGCUUCCCAGCUGCAGGUCACCCGUGGUCAUACCACCUUUGGAGUGCCCAUGUCAGGUGUUUCUAUGACUACUAAUGGUUUACGAGGACGCACUCGUGGCCGUGGCCGUGGAAUUGUCAUUAGUGCUCCCAUGUGUACCCUAUGUAUCCAGUUAAUUCUCAUACCUCGAGACCGCAUGCUGGAUUACACAUCUCAAUAUGAUGAACACAGUCAGUUUCUCACCGAGCGAGGACUCACACGGGCUGUCACUCUUACUGGACAACGUGAUGCUGAUUCUGUCAUGAAUCAGAUUCUCCAUGCGGUGACGCAGAUGGCUCAUGAUGGCGGGCUAAAAUUUCCAACAUGGGAGCCUGAACCUCUUUUAUUAGCCACUGAUGCCCCCAAUCGCGAAGUGCGACUGCAGUUCCAUGGACUGCCCUUCAGAUUCUUGCAGCCAGGCAAUUCCAAUGCGACUCAGGGACGGAGACAUCUCAAGGUAGAUUCCAGUUUCUGUUGGCAAACAUUAGAAGCUGGCAAGUUCUUCAAGAGGUGUGAGCGCAUUAAGAGCCCCGAAGAUUCCAGUCUAUCGCUUGUAUACCUUUGCCUGAAAGGUGGGGAUGUCAUCGGUCCAUUGAUCAAAGGGUCUCCAUACCAGCACCACUGCUUUGCCAACCGCAUUAUUGCCCAUCUUAUUCAAGGUUAUGAAGACCCUCCUGACAUCCCUGAUCGCUUCACAACUGUGCCGUGCAAUUCUGCCUGUCCACCAGAAGAUUCAGUUGACCCACUUGAACUAGAGGCUCGCACUCCAGCACCAUCACCCGCCAUCUGUACUCGGUCCAUCCCAUCGACACCUGCCACAAGUGCAUCGGCUAUCAGUACACCAUCUUCUGCCUCAUCCACCAGCAACAAUGUGUCAGCGUCGAACCCAGUGCCACGCUAUCACAAUCGUGAUCGGUCAGCAUCCCCUGGACAUGCAUCUGCUGGUAACACCAGUAUUCUGUUUCAUCGUGAAUCACAAUCUCGCCCAGCAGUUCAGGAAAGACUUAUUGACCUGCGUCCUUUGGUCCAAAUUCCUCGUCCACGGUCACCUGUACGUGCCUACCCUCAGCCUUCAUCAUCACAUGAUUCUAUCACCCUACCACCUAAUCAGUCGCAACCUGCUGCAGCUUCUCUGGUGGACACUGUUCCGGAUGGCCUACCAUCUUCUGAUAAUACUGGCAGCACGGUCAGUAUUGUUCGCCGCAGCCUUAGACAGGAAACCCGUAGGCAUGCACAGGCACAUCACGACCCUGGAUCACCAACUGUCCCAUCAGGCACUAUCUUGUUCACAUCAAUUGAUGAUCUUUGUAACAGCAUCAAUGCAUCGGCCAAUAUGGACCAUUCCAACAUCGUACUGCAGAUUGAAGCAGAGUCCCUUAUCCACGCUGCCACUGGACUGGUGGGGUGGCUUAAGCACCAACGCCUGCACGCUGAUGACCCACAUCCAUAUAAGGCACCCAGUAAUGCGUCAACAUUUCUCAUCCAUCCUGAUGUGCCUGAAGAUCGGCUCAACACAUUUUCAAUGAUCUGGCAAGUGCGGGCCGGACAUGGGGAUGCUACAGAUAGCAUUGGCGAUGGGGUCUUGCGCCAGGUCCUUGAGAUUGCCCUUGCGCAUUGUAUAUCAUGGAAGCCUGCCGGUGACCACAGUGGUGAUCGGAUCCUGGCAGAUGCUGAUGGUGAUACUUGUGAGACGCUGGAUGAUGGAUAUGUGUCCCUCAAGAUUUCACGCUUUCCCUCUGAGGACAAGCUCGAUGUAGUGUUCGCCCUUGGACAGCUGGCUGCCAUCUAUAUGCUGAAAGUUGGCAAUGGACCUGAUCCAAUCUCACCUGCACUGCUCGAGUGCAUUAUAAAUGGUGUUGAUUCCAUUGUGGACCUUCCCUGGAUUCGGCAUUUCUAUCAAUCCCUUAGCCCAACACUCUCUCUACUGCAUCACCAAAAGUCCCAAACCUAG
Molecule: messenger RNA, 2475 nt
Organism: Suillus fuscotomentosus
Lineage: Eukaryota; Fungi; Basidiomycota; Agaricomycetes; Boletales; Suillaceae
Exons: 7
Coding region: 1-2475 (824 amino acids)
Source: RefSeq, a predicted model, not a curated record